AUCCAUUUGUCCCUGCCAAAAUAAUUGAUUGCCUUCCAUCGAGGAGAAAAACUAACAAAACGAGUGUCACAUUGGGUCACUCAGGGCGGCGAAGGCAACGGCGCUCACCAAUUCACGUGCUGGGGCCAUGGAGCCGCCUGGCGGUGUACCGCCAGAUAGAGAUCGUCAAUUGGUUCUAAAACAGAUGGUGACAUUUCACGAUCGACCCGAUGCCAGUUUGUGUGGCAAGGCCAGCACUGCAAUACCCACCACCGCUGUUACGCCCAAUCCAGCAUUUGCUUCGACAGCCACCGCCUAUUCGGCUACCACACAAGCGGCCACUGCUUUCAGUGGCACCUCCAUUGGGCAUGCCCUGAUCAAACAUCAUGGUGGGGGUGGAGUGCAACAUCACACAGCCGCCCUGCCUCCCAACUCCGGAGCAUCGGCAACGGUGCCAACUUCCGGCGCAGGUGGCAGCAGUAGCAGCAGCAGCAGUUCAACCACCCUGCAGUCAACAACAUCGACUGCAAGUGGCAGCAACCAGCAACAGACCCUGGAAAAGCUCUCCAGACCCAUGGCAUUCGAUAAGAUGGAAUCCCUGGUGCGUGAAAUGCAAGAUGCUGAACAUGGAGUUCCAGUGAGGCAGCAGAAGAUGUUUCUUACUUCCAUACCCUAUGCUUUUAUGGGAUACGACCUUAUCGAAUGGCUUAUGGAUCGCCUACAAAUCGAAGAGUCCGAAGCUCUAAACAUUGCCAAUCAACUAUGUCUUCAUGGUUACUUUUUUCCUGUCAACGAUUCCAAAACUCUAACGGUCAAAGACGACUCCUCGCUCUAUCGUUUCCAAACGCCCUACUAUUGGCCCUGGCAGCACAAGGCGCCCGACAAUGUCGAGUAUGCCAUAUAUCUGGUGAAGAGGUCAUUGCGUAACAAACAACGCCAUGCCUUGGAGGACUAUGAAGUGGAGGCUUUGGCCUCUCUGCACAAAAAUCUGAAAGGCAAAUGGGAGAUUAUCUCCAUGCAGGCAGAGGAGCAGGUGCGUCUGGCCAAGGAGCGUAAGAAGGGUGAGAAAAUUGUGGGUGACUCACAGGAGAGGGCCUAUUGGAGAGUGCAUCGACCUCCACCGGGGCAAUUUACCCCUCUGGAACCAUGUCCUGUACCCUCCAGAGAUCGUCAGGGCACAAAGCAGAAUAAAAAGAAGACACUCGAGGAUAUGCAAAGGGAUGUGGAUUAUCUGAAGAAAUCUUUGAAUCGCACACGCAUGAAAAUGUCACAGGCCUGUGAGUCGUUGGUCACCUAUUCGGAGACUUUUUCGGACUACGAUUUCUUUUUGCAACCCGUAUUGCCCUCAAAUCCUUGGGUUACGGAAGACAUAACCUUCUGGCAGCUGAACAAUACCUUUGUGGACAUACCGACAGAGAAGCGAGUAAAGCGUUGGGCCAUUUCCAUAGAGGAAUUGGUGACCGAUCCCACAGGUCUGCAAGAGUUUACAGCGUUUUUGGAAAAAGAAUACUCCCAUGAGAAUAUACGAUUUUGGAUAGCGGUGAAUCGUUUGCGUAGGUCGGCCCAUUCGCAGGUGCCACGCAAAGUGCAGGAGAUUUAUGAGGAGUUUCUUAAGCCCGGCGCCCCUUGUGAGAUCAACAUCGAUGGCAAGACCAUGGAGAGUGUGCUGAAAGGCUUGCAGAAUCCCUCACGCUUCACCUUCGACUCGGCCUCGGAUCAUAUUUACAUGCUGCUGUUGAAAAAGGAUUGCUAUCCUCGCUUUGUGCGCUCCGAUCACUAUAAGCGUUUGGUGGAGACCGGCAUACAGCCGGCCCAUAAAAAGCGUUUCUUCAAUUUCGGUGGGGUUAGUGGUGCCAAAAAGAAAAUGACUGCCGCCUUGUCCAGCCAACCGAAUCUGGGUGGCAAUGAGUCCAGUACUAAAAAUACCAUGGCGUCCAGUGGCAAUUCGUUUAUUAUGUCCACGGCUCCGCCUCCCGGCAGUUUGACUAGGCGACGCGGCAGUGAUCGUAGUCUUAGCGGUUCGGCCCACGAAUUGGCAGUGAUAGGUGUGAACAAGGACAGCAGCUCAAAGGUGCCACAUUCUCACUCGCAGAGUAAUCUCAGUGAGAUACCAUUCAGAGAUACGCCAAAAGGUAAGGCAGCUCGUCUGGAGACUACUGUGGAAAUUGGUGGCAGUAGUGCAGUGUGUCCUUGGGACGAACCGGAUGAACCACCUGCAACACAAGCUCCCAAGCCAGUGCCACCACCGGCAGCGGCACCAGUUCAAUUGUCAGUGUGUCCCUGGGAACAGGAGGAUGAGCCGGCACCGGCGCCAGCUGCACCAGCACAAUUACCAGCCAUAAAAACAAGCGCACAAAGAUUAACCAGCACUUCCUCGGACAACACCGAAGUAUCAGAUAGAUUGCAACGCAAUUUAGGCAUUCGCCAUCAAAACACCGUUGACAGUGGUGAGGCGGCGGGCAUGAAACGUUUACUACCAAAUUUCACCGAACAACGAAGAGCAUCAGUGUCCUUUACACCGAGCCGUAUAUCUGAGUUUCCUUCAGGACGACCGUCUACUGGUGCGAAAACUUCUACGACACCUUCGCCAACGGUGACCUUGCAACAGGGCAAUUUCCCCGCUCUCUUUGCCCCUUUGCAGGGAGCUCAACAUGCCACCACUGCGGUGGUGGCUCUUGGUGGCAAUAUUGCCUCUACCACCACCAACAACAUCACCACCGCCGUCGCCGCCACCAAUGUUGUUACCAAAGAUCCACCUUCGUCCUCAGAUGCUGAAGUGGAAGAGGAAUUGAAUAAACUUGCAAUCUCGGAACGAAAUAGCGAGUCCUCUGGCUCAGCCGUACUGCCGACACCAAAUGCCACACCCACACCACCACCAGUGACUAAAGUAACACCACCGCCCGAGGAACAAACGGCACUGGUAAGCGCCGAAACUCAGACGCAUGCUGAGCAAAGUCCUCGUGACAGUUCACCCAGUGAGUCAUUGCAUGCCAUGCAAGAGGGCGAAGAAACCACCCGCGCCAAUGAGGCCAGAGAAUUGGGAGCUGAAGUAGACUCUGAAAUUCAAGAGGUACAAAUAGAGUUGCUAGAAUCCUCCGAAGGCUAUGAAAAGCUGUGCGAAAGUCAAGAAUGCCUGGAUGUCUCACCACCUACUAUACAAAUUGAUGAUGGUGAGGAGGGUAAAGUGGAAGUUAAGACACCUGAAUAUCAAACCUGUGAAUGUGUUGUCAGUGCAGGGGAUCAGGAAAGCAUUGCGGUAGAUCAGCCAGCCCAGAGUCCCUCGGCAUCGGCUAAACAAAAUCCCGAUAAGGAAAGUGCUGCAGAUCCCGGCUCUGACAAGGACAAUGAGUCACCCGAACAAAAUCAGCCACAGGAAGAGCUUCCACCCUCUUCGCCACUCGAAGAACUCUCACCCACCACCGAUGAAUAUCAGGAGGGUCUCGAAUUCGGCGAUGAUGGUAAAAAUGAUUUUGAUAUUGCCGACUCUGAAUCCACCAUGGGCUAUAUACCACCUGCUCCCACGCCUGCACCCUCCAUGGCGCCCUUAGCUGAAAUGGACACCGACACUGUGGACGAGGAGUACAGUGAAGAGUUAAAGCCCAAAGAUGCCGCACUACCCGAUAAAUCAGCCAAACUUCCCCUUAGCAGCAUAAACAAAUCCACCACCGCUGAGGAGGCACGUAAGAAACGCAAAAAGCGCCACCUGGAGGCCAAGAAGUCGGCCUCGGCCGAAGAAAAAGAUAAGGAGAAGGAAAAGGCCAGCACUUCAGCGGCUGUCACCACGGCUACUGUGGCAAAAGAGAGUAGCAGUGCCAAACCGGAAGCGGACCUAACCACAGUCUGUCCCUGGGAGGACGAAAAUGUGACCACCAGCGAUGGUACCUUUACCAAGACCUAUGCCACCCUGGGGUAUUUAUGAAUAAAACCCAAUCUUUUUCGCAAAGUGGUCAAUAAGAUACUUAAAAAGAAAAACUACAAAAAAUGACACAAAUCACAGCAACCACAAAAUCUACAACAUCAUCAGAAUCAGAAAACAACAACAACAACAA
This is a messenger RNA of Stomoxys calcitrans (stable fly), 4028 nucleotides long. RefSeq lists its product as uncharacterized. NCBI's taxonomy places the organism in Eukaryota, Metazoa, Arthropoda, Insecta, Diptera, Muscidae. Gene Ontology annotation, biological process: intracellular signal transduction; regulation of G protein-coupled receptor signaling pathway; G protein-coupled receptor signaling pathway. Bases 128 to 3898 code for a protein of 1256 amino acids. The transcript has 8 exons. The record is from RefSeq and is a predicted model, not a curated record.